UGUUAAUGGUGAGGCUUACAAGUGGUUUGAGUCUUAUCUCUCAUUCCACUCUCAGAUCGUUUGUAUUAACAGUUAUAAAUCUGAUGCUUUGCCUCUCUCUUGUGGAGUACCUCAGGGUUCUGUGGGCGGGCCAACUCUCUUUUCGAUUUAUUUAUCUGGAUUGCGACAAGUUCUGUUGAAUCACGACAUAAAAUACCAUAUUUAUGCAGACGACAUCCAACUCAUGAUUUCCUUUAAUUCGGAUCAACUAGCUGCAGAAAGUUCCAUCCAUCGUCUUGAAUGUUGCAUGGUUGAUGUUCACAAUUGGCUGACUUAUCACUCUCUUAAGUUGAAUCCAGCCAAAUGUGAAUUUCUUCUUUUUGGCUCCAAGGCUACACUAUGGAUAAGUCUUCUUCAUUUCAUCAUCUUCGCUAAAAGGGAUCGAGUCACUGCAAAAGCUCUCGUCCUUCUAAUUGAUUCUAACUUGACGCAAAGUAUAUUAAUCAAGAUGACCCAGAUUUGUCUUGCUCUACUUCUACUCGUCUCGACAACCUUUGCCAAAGAAGUUGUAUUGUUAAAAGCCGCUGAGCCGAUUGCUGGUAGCUACAUAAUAAAACUCAAGAGUCAUGUCGACGUCGAAUCUAUUACAUCUACCAUUAGACUUGCCGGUGGUCGUGUGGACCAUAGUUAUAAAAGACUCUUUAAAGGUUUCUCGGCUCGUCUUUCUGAUGAUCUACUGAAGAUGGUCCGUUUGAUGCCUGGUGUAGAGUACGUGGAAGAAGAUGGGGUGGUUCGAGCCAUGGAUGUAGGCUGCUGGGGUUUGGAUAGAGUAGAUCAACGAAACUUGCCCCUCGACAAUAGCUACGCCCCUUCUGCCAGUGGGAAUGGAGUUGUUGUGUACGUAAUCGAUACAGGGGUAAACCAGAACCACGAUGACUUCGAAGGUCGUGCAGUCCAUGCCUGGACAUACCCAGGCGGCACAGCUGAUGAUUGUCAAGGUCAUGGCACCCAUUGUGCAGGCAUCGUCGGCUCCUCAACGUAUGGCGUGGCAAAGGAGGUCACGAUCAAAGGGGUCAAGGUACUGAAUUGCUACGGGAGUGGUUCAUACUCAACUAUGAUUGCAGGUAUUGAUUGGGUAGCUACGGAUGCCAUUGGAAGUGAUGCGGUAGCCUCCAUGUCUAUAGGAGGAGGGGCCUCUGCUACUCUUGAUGAGGCUAUAAGAACACUGGUGGACAGUGGUGUACCCACAGUGGUAGCCGCUGGAAACAGCAAUAGCGACGCUUGUAAUUACUCACCCGGCAGAGAACCUUCGGCGAUAACAGUUGGUGCAUCGACACAGACAGACACAAUACGUAGUUCGUCAAACUAUGGAUCAUGUGUGGAUAUCUUCGCCCCUGGGAGUGAAAUCAAAUCAACUUGGUAUACCAGCAACGAUGCUACUGCUGUACUCAGUGGAUCCUCAAUGGCAUGUCCUCAUGUGGCAGGUGCCCUAGCUCUAAACGGCCGUAGUCGAACCGACCUUCUGGAGUCCGCUACCAGCGAUGUACUCCUGGACGUCCCUUCAGGCACACCCAACAAGCUCCUUUACGUCCAGUAACCGAGUCUUACCGAGAUAUAAUGGAAAGCUAUCUCCACUCAUGUCUGCUGGCUGCAUUCUGAACGUUUAAUUUUAACCGUGGUCCAUGAAGUUGUGGUCUAACUUUGGAUAGCCAACAGUGACGCAAAUCUCUAUAAUGUAAAGGUUCAAUCUAUCAGCUCAAUCGACACUUAAUUCGUAACUCUUUGGAUAUCGUAACUUAAGUUUUCUUCAUCAUUAAGGAUGAGGAAAGAACACAUUUUUGACAUUUUGGCACCCCACAAUUCUAGCAGAGAUUUAGCAUGGCCUUACCACUCACAAAUUUGUGAGAAUCCCAUUAAUAUUGAGGUAGAAUAACAGAUCCUGUUAAAAAAGCAUUAGUAUCAAAACAAAUCUUUCGAUUUUCUCAAGGUUUGCUUCAUGGUAAUUUGCCACUUUGUCUACCCCACCCAUUCUACUGUAUGUUUGGUCUAACACGACGCGGUCUAAUUCUAGUUCCUCUCCAACUCACAUUUCUGACACAAAUUUCAAACUCGCAUUCAAAUUCUACUCUGGAAGUGAAAGGAUGGUCUUAAAUCAUUGCAAAUGAUAUCUGGCAUGAAUUGUGUACAAUACAAGAUAUAGAGUUGAGAAGUUUAUGGACACCUGAAUAAUGACAAAAUACCUCAAAUUCAAGAUUAUAGAAGAUUUCUUUAUUUCAAUCAAUCACACAAACUGAAUAAUUUGAACAAGUAGCUUUACAAAUGUAUAAUUUUUCUACUUCAGAGCUUUUGAAUGAAAAAAAUAUUUUCAAUGUCUUUUGAAUAAUCUUAUAAAGCAAGUUUUCUUCUGAUACAAAUGAAUCUGCUAGAAACUUACAAAACAAAAGCUAUGUGUGUAUUACAGAGAUACUAUUGCCAAAGAUUCUGGAGGACACUUCAUGAAUCUUUCUGUAAACUCUGUUCCGAAUACUUUUUGCAGAAGAUGUGAUGAAUAAAUGAGUGCUGAAUGUGCAACUAUUUACAUG
Molecule: messenger RNA, 2561 nt
Organism: Lytechinus pictus (painted urchin)
Lineage: Eukaryota; Metazoa; Echinodermata; Echinoidea; Temnopleuroida; Toxopneustidae
Product: extracellular serine proteinase-like
Exons: 10
Coding region: 224-1576 (450 amino acids)
Biological process (GO): proteolysis
Molecular function (GO): serine-type endopeptidase activity
Source: RefSeq, a predicted model, not a curated record